UCGCUGAAGAGGGAGGUCCUGACAACGCCGCCAUGUACGCUUGCCUCCAGAAUAUGAUGGCAAAUCACCUUAUGAAACCUGAUAUUAGAAAUUGCAAGAGAUCAAGAGAGUUGGAGCCUCAGAUGCCAGAUAGUCCACAACUAUCCUCUCUUGGAAAAUCAGAUUCCUCUUUCUCUGAAAGCUCUGGACUAUUUUAUAAAGAUGAAGCCCUGGAAAGAGAUUUGAAUGAUAUGAGCAAGGAAAUUAAUCUAAUGUUGUCUACAUAUGCAAAGAUCUUAAGUGAGAGAGCAGCAGUAGAUGCAUCUUAUAUUGACGAGAUAGAUGGACUCUUCAAAGAAGCCAAUACUAUUGAAAACUUUCUAAUACAAAAAAGAGAGCUGCUGAGACAGCGGUUUACAGUGAUUGCAAACACAUUGCACAGAUAAGAUUGUAUACUUUAAAUAAGCUGAGAAUUUAAACCCAUUGUUGUAGUGAAAGAAUGACAGUUAUGCUCUGAGAGCUUUCUAGUUGUUAAAGAAAACGUAUACCUUAAACAUAAGAAGGGGAAACUCCUUGAAUUUCUUUUCUAGAUGUAAAAGGGGCUUUAAACUGGAUGUUAAAAUGAAGUUUGUAGCUUUUCUUUUAAGGGUCAACUAUUUGGCAGAUUUCAUAAAAGUGUAUUACUUAAGUUAUAUAUGGAUUCCUUUCUUUUUUGCCCCUAAAUCUAGCCUUUCUUCAACUUCUAAAAGAGGGUUCAAUGAGUUAAUUUGACAAUGUUUAACAAUACUGCACUUUUUCUUUUAGAAUAUUUUGUUUAAAUAGCUGAUAGCU
Messenger RNA from Rhinolophus ferrumequinum (greater horseshoe bat), 810 nucleotides. RefSeq names its product testis expressed 12 (gene TEX12). Gene Ontology annotation, cellular component: central element. NCBI's taxonomy places the organism in Eukaryota, Metazoa, Chordata, Mammalia, Chiroptera, Rhinolophidae. The record is from RefSeq and is a predicted model, not a curated record. Gene Ontology annotation, biological process: synaptonemal complex assembly. The transcript is spliced from 5 exons. Bases 33 to 425 code for a protein of 130 amino acids.